UCAUUCAGAUUUGCACUAUUUACUCUUUAGCUACUCCGUAUUGUUUAUCAAUUUCCCUGAGUUUUCUUUUCCCUCAAGCUCCAAAGUCGCAGCUUGCUGCUCCUCUUAAAAUCCUCCAACAAAACCGCCAUAUUCGGGUUGUAUAACCACCUCUACCCGGCGGCGCUUGUUCCAUUCUGAAUUUUCAAUGCUGGGGACUUCCAACCACCUCUCCUUCUCCACUGCUUUUAUUCUCGGAAUCGACGGCAGUAAGCUAUUUGGACAUUACUCAUCUGAUGUAUUCCACAAAAAUAUGCGUCUGAGAAACAGAUUGAUUAUAAGAGCUGGCCCAAAGAAGAUUUUAUUCGACACUAAGUGUCGUGAAGCUAUGCAAGUCGGUGUUAACAAGCUUGCUGAUGCUGUUUCAUUGACAUUAGGACCCAAAGGGCGCAAUGUGAUUCUCUCCGAUUCUAAAAGUUUGAAAGUAAUUAAUGAUGGUGUAACAAUUGCAAAGGCAAUAGAACUUGCAGAUUCAAUUGAGAAUGCAGGGGCAAUGCUUAUUCAAGAGGUCGCAUCUAAGGUGAAUGAUGCAGCUGGUGAUGGUACAACAACAGCAAUUAUUUUGGCUCGAGAAAUGAUAAAAUCUGGGUUAUUGGCUAUUACAUUUGGUGCUAACCCUAGUGGUUUGAGAAGAGGAAUGGAAAAGACUGUAAAUGGACUAAUAAAAAAGUUGAAGAAGCGUAGUAUACCUGUUAAGGGGAGAGAUGAUAUACGGGCUGUAGCUUCCAUUUCUGCUGGAAAUGAUGAUUAUGUUGGGAGUAUUCUUGCUGAAGCCAUUGAUAAGAUUGGGGCUGAUGGUCUGAUCUCUAUUGAGUCUUCCUCAACUUCUGAAACUUACGUAAUUUUUGAAGAAGGAAUGAAGAUUGACAAAGGAUAUAUGUCACCUUUUUUUGUUACAAAUCUGGACAAAUCUACAGUAGAGUUCGAUAAUGCGAAAGUUCUAGUAACUGAUCAAAAAAUAUCAACGGUGCAAGAAAUUGUUCCCUUGUUAGAAAAGACUGCUCAACUAAGUGUACCUUUACUGAUCAUUGCUGAGGAUAUCUCAAAUCAAGUCUUGGAAACACUGAUUGUGAACAAAAGCAAAGGACUUGUCAGAGCAGCUGUUGUCAAAUGCCCUGGGUUUGGGGAUGCCAAAAAAGCUUUGCUGCAAGAUAUUGCUCUCAUGACAGGUGGUGAUUUUUUGUCAGGGGACAUGGGUCUGAGCAUAGGAGAUGCUACUUCUGACCAACUUGGUGUAGCUCGAAAAGUGACCAUAACAGAUAACACAACCACUAUUGUUUCAGACCCUUCCACGAAAGCUGAAAUUCGAGCAAGGAUUUUGCAGAUAAAGAAGGAUUUAGCUGAAACAGAGAGCUCUCAUCUGUCCAGGAAGCUUGCGGAGAGAAUUGCUAAACUCUCUGGUGGUGUGGCAGUUAUCAAGGUUGGAGCUCACACUGAGACAGAACUUGAGGAUCGCAAGCUCAGAAUUGAAGAUGCAAAAAGUGCUACAUUUGCUGCAAUGGAUGAAGGAAUAGUUCCUGGUGGUGGUGCAGCUUUUAUCCAUCUUUCUGAAGAGAUUGCCUCAAUCACAUCUUCCUGGGAAGAUACUGAUGAAUUGAUUGGAGCCGACAUAAUAAGAAAGGCUCUCGUUGCACCUGCCAAAUCAAUAGCUGAAAAUGCUGGGGUUGAUGGAGAAGUGGUAGUAGAAAGAAUACGUACUUCUGAUUGGCGAAUUGGAUAUAACGCAAUGGCUGGACGAUUCGAAGAUCUCUUUGAUGCUGGUAUCAUUGACCCUUGCCGUGUCACGAGAUGUUGCUUGCAAUAUGCUGUCUCGAUUGCAGGGCUUGUGCUAACAACUCAAGCUAUAUUAGUUGAAAAGAACAAGGAACCCAAGCCUCUUGUUCCCCACAUUCCAGGAAUUUCUCCUUAGACAAUUUUGUAGAUGGUUAACAUUUGGGUUUUCGAAUUUCAAAGCUAGAAAACUAGCAAUUAACUUGAUAGGGAUCUUAGAAUGAAUAGGUAAAGAUGAAAGAAGUGGUCCAAAAUUUUGAUAGGGGUGAGUUUGUUUAAGUAUUGUAAAUUGUAGACUGACAGUGAUGAGGUCAAAUGUUGUGCAUCUCAUUCCUUUGCUUUGAUAUGCUUGGAUUUAGUGCCGAUUUCGUGUUUUAUAACAGGCACAUUUUGAAUCUGCCUAAGGGCUUAAUUAUAUGAUAAAUAUUUUGAAGAA
Messenger RNA from Spinacia oleracea (spinach), 2245 nucleotides. Its product is annotated as chaperonin 60 subunit alpha 2, chloroplastic. The coding region runs from base 188 to 1948 and encodes 586 amino acids. The transcript has 9 exons. Gene Ontology annotation, molecular function: ATP binding; ATP-dependent protein folding chaperone. The record is from RefSeq and is a predicted model, not a curated record. NCBI's taxonomy places the organism in Eukaryota, Viridiplantae, Streptophyta, Magnoliopsida, Caryophyllales, Amaranthaceae. Gene Ontology annotation, biological process: protein refolding.